CGACGCCUUUUCUCUCUGAGUACUGGAUCUGCAGACUAUGCAAUAGUAAUGGCACAAUCUUCACUCAUCGGCUCCAUCCUUGAACGGAAGCCGACUGCGAAGCCUUCCAAUCCAUCUCAGGCCACCACCAAGACGGGCUUCCCUGCUGUACAACACCGAUCCCAAAGCGCGUUUGCCCGAGCUCGACGCGAUGGUUCAAAACCAGGCACGGAGCGCCUUCGCGAAGUCCCUGUAGUGCAGUCCUCUGUUCAGCCACCACAUCACAAGCCUUUCUCUGGCCCUAGCAAUGCGGAUGAUUGGCGUACGCAGAUGGAAGAAGACAACAGGAAGCAGGUCGCGUCGAUGACAGAGGAAGAGCGCGACCAAGAACGAGCUGAGAUCUUGGGGAAGUUUGGGUCGAAUGUGGUGGAUGUUCUGAGGAAAGCCCGCGCCGCCCGGGAGGGCAAGGUGGUGGCUGGUGGAAGCGAAACUCCAGAGGUCGGUGUGUCGCCCUCUCCUCCAUCAUCCCCUAGUCGACCACGUAUCGGUGAACGGACGAGGUCACACAGCAGUCUCAUAAGGCCGUCUUCCCCCCAAUCCACAUCUGCAGGCAGCACUCGACCGCCAAGCCGCGCUGAGCGUAAAAUCCGCUUCGCGGACCUCACCGCAGGCGAUAUCCAUGUGUACGAGUCGGCUCCUCCAUCCCCUCGAAGGAAAGCCCUUGCCCUCCCUGCACCUUCGGACGGUGAUGGUCCCACCGUCUCUUUGGGCCAGUGGCGAGACAAGAACAGUUUGACGGCCCUGCAGCCUACCGAGGUCGCGCAGAAUGGGGGCACAGAUGAAGGGAAUGACACUAAGAUCGGUAGCCUGGAGGAAGGCACCCCUGAAGACAUCAGACGACGCUUCUUCCCCGCAGCUCCCGCACACGAUCCGUCCUUAGCAUGGAUGCGGGACGACACUGAACAAGACGCCGAGCCCGAGGCUGAACCCAAUGUUCGUUUCGACUUGACAGGCAAUCCCAUACCUCCGCAAGUUGCAUCCAAACUCCCCACACAUCUUGGCCUUCACCACCACGCCGAAGGCUCGCAUGCCGGGUACACGCUGGAGGACAUCUUCCUCCUCUCGCGAUCUACCGUUCCCGCGCAGCGGGCCUCGAUGAUCGGUCUUCUAGCCAAGAUUGCGCAUAAACUCGCGAGGACAUCUGCGGACAGCAAGAAGGGGCUGCCUGAACUCGCUGGCCAGGAGCUCACUCUGAGAAAACGGAUGCUCGCCACAGGGGUAGAGGCGAUGGGGGAGCGCGGUGGCGUCGGCGCUCGUGCGGUCGAGCUCCUCUGGGAAUGCACUGUGUUCUGGGACGAAGGAGUGCAAUUGUUCGACGGUGUCGAGCUCCACGAUCUGGACCUGGGCUCUUCUGCAACAUCAUCUGAAGGCGCCGUCUCCUCCCUGCCCUUGGACUAUAUGCUGCCACAAGUUGCCAACAUGUUCGCCACCGCUGAUCUACCGUCCGAGAGCAUGGUGCAGCUCCUUGAGGUCCUUCAUCGGGUGGCCCAACAUUCGAAUAGCAACGCCGUUGAGAUCGUAGCCGCGAAGGGUCUCGUCGCCAAUACGUUCCAAACAUUCCUCCUCACGCCCAUCCCGCCAACCGCAGGAUCAGCCCUCCCAAAGCCUUUUGCUCUCACAUUCUUGAGGACUUUGGCACUCGCGUCUCGUGAAAAUGCUUCUGCUCUGGUUGGCCCCGCCGACUCCCUUCUCCGCUUCAUCGUAAGCAUCCCCUCCGCGUCUCCCUUUCCCCCGACUCUCGCCACCACCCUGCUCACCGAGACACUCCGUCUGUACGCCGCUUUGGGUUCGUAUGGGAUGUACGCGCACAUCGCGACUACCGCGCAGGAGCACUUCUUGCAAAUCAACCGCUACAUCCUGUCCUCCGAUUGUCAGUCCAAGGACCUUCGUUUGGCGUGGCUCCAGCUCCUCGAGACUUGGAUUGUGUGCGCGCAAGACCCGCAUCGCACAACGCCAAGUCACGAGAUCCUCUGGAGCCAAGUUGUUGGGUGGGGUUGGGCAGAAGAUAUCCUCGCUCUCCGACAACAGCUCACGGACCAGAGCCUAGAAAUUUGGGGGCGCCUAUGGAACGCCGAGGCCGCCUUCCUUGAAGGGGCACGGGUCAAUGGUUCGAAGGGUGGUGAGGAGGAACGAGCGGCUGUCCUAGCCUCCGUGAAGGAGGCCUUCUCGAACGGCGUAGAGAGACGAGUGAUGAACACUGCGGUAAAGGGCGCUCGGGAUGCGCUAGGCAAACUCAGCUCCGGCUUGCGACAGUCUAUCGUCCCAGCCGACCUUCACGAUCUUAGGAAGGUCGGACGCCAUGCAACCGUUCUUGCGGCUGCCAUUCGUCUUUUCCUUGCCUGCACCCCCGGAGCAUCCUCUGAACCUCUCCCGGAGCCGCCGUUCACUUUGCCCUUCGCCGAGCUUUCGCAUAUCUGUGCCGCGACCACGAACCAUCCUCUCUGGACUGGGCUGUUCACUCCUGAGACAGUCCCAUAUACCCACUCCCUCUGUCGACCGCUCUCCAAUCUACUUUCCUACUAUCUUCGAUUGUCGAAGAGUAUUCCCGACAACUCUCCUGCUCUCUGGAUGGCGCAAGCCUUCGCAAUCCUCUGUCGACUAUUUCCUGGGGAUGAAGAAUGCGCGCAACGGGCAGUCACCGACAUCACCGACACGGUCACGGCGGACUUCUUGCAGGCUCGGGGGUGGUCCGUCCCGAGCGAGGUAUGGGACAAGGGCGGCAUGGCCGUCGUCGCUCCAUUCCUGGCGCACACGCUACGCCCAAGGACGGCUGUUCAUGUUGGCCCCGUCUGCGUCACCCCGCGCUCAAUCUCGAUUGCGACCACUCAGAGGCUGCCUCCUCUUUCGUCGCUCAUGCCCAACGAGAAGCGGGAGCUGCGCAUGCCUGUGACGAAGGACUGGCUGUUCUCGCCGUUGGAUCACCUACUGCGGUCCGGAGAGACGAGCGUCUUCAAGCAUCUCCCCGACUCGUGGGAUGCGUCCGAGGCAGACGUCGUGCGCGCGACGUUGCUCCUCGCCCGGGUCAGCCAGGAGGUCCUUGGGUUCCACCAGCUCAGUGGGUUCCUCAUGAGCCGCGAGGAGGUCGCGUUCGGCUGCAUGAAGGUGUUCAUGCUCGAGCACGGACAGCAGCAGGACGACUCGCAAGAAGAGGUCUUCCGCGACAGCAUCGUCGAACGCUUCAUGGGCGACCUCCUCGCGCCGUUCUCCGCGUCCGCCUCCGCGAAGUCGCUGCACACGCCGCCACCAUCAAUCCACAGCGCGGACAGCAUCGACGUCGUCGCGAAACGCUUCCUGGGGAGCGCGGUGCCCUUCUACCAGUGGUACACGGACUUCGUCGGGCUUUAUGAUGCGAUCUCGUUCGCGCACCCGCUCUUCGCGCGCCUGCUGCUAGCCCCGCUCUCGAUGCGCUACCCGGUCGACUACCGCAAGUACCUCUGGGCAGACUACAGCCACGUCAUGCGCACCAUCCGCACGCCACCAGAGGCGGUCGUCACCGGGAACAUCGCGGAGUACCUCUGGCCGGUGGAAACGGAUGCAGAGGUCGUUGGGGCGUACCUGCGCGCGCUCGUCAAGGGCGGGCUUGAUGGCUUCGUUCGGCUUGUCGCGGUGCACCAUGUCGCGUGCCGGAUCUGGCCGGACCUCGGGUCUGAUGGGGAGGAGCGGGCGCAGAAGCUGCUCCAGGCGGUGGUGGACCAGAGCGGGCUCGAGGCCGUGCGGGACAUCGUGCUGUACCGCCAGAACAGGCAGGGGACGAUCAUGCUCCCGCCAGCGUGCUUUGAGCAGCAGGGCGAGUGGAAGGCGGCGAGGUUGGAGUUUGCGGGGAAGUGUGGGGAGACAUUGGGCGAGCGACUGAAGAAUCUCCUAGAAUGAGACCAGUGCGGUAGAUGUAUCGUCGUAAUCACGUUGUAUCGGCGUCGUUGUAUAAGCUAUUUGUGUAUCUGUCC
This is a messenger RNA of Trametes versicolor FP-101664 SS1, 3983 nucleotides long. RefSeq lists its product as uncharacterized. The record is from RefSeq and is a predicted model, not a curated record. The transcript has 2 exons. Gene Ontology annotation, biological process: transcription by RNA polymerase II. Gene Ontology annotation, cellular component: nucleus. NCBI's taxonomy places the organism in Eukaryota, Fungi, Basidiomycota, Agaricomycetes, Polyporales, Polyporaceae. The coding region runs from base 49 to 3909 and encodes 1286 amino acids.